Molecule: messenger RNA, 900 nt
Organism: Symbiodinium sp. CCMP2456
Lineage: Eukaryota; Dinophyceae; Suessiales; Symbiodiniaceae
Source: the annotation of a GenBank genome assembly
AUGGCACACGAGGAGGAGGUUUUGGAAUGGCUGCGCGAGCCCAUUGCAGGAGAGCUGCUGCCUCUCUUGGCUGUAACAUCAAGCAACUACCAAAGCGUUUUUGACUUCUGGCAGUUUUCACUUCGGUACCUCGGCUAUCCCAGGCAAAAGAUCAACGUGGUGGACUUAGGGCAGCUGACGCCUCCAUUCGGCUACUGCACGGAGUCCUGGAGAAAGGCAAUUGACCGCCAGCUCGAGGAGGUCGUCAGCUGGAUUGACCGCCACAUGGGCGAGUACUUCAUCCACACGGACACUGACAUCCAGUUCUUCCCUCGAUUUUUGCAGCUUCAGCGCGAGUGGCUGCAGUGGAUGAAGGACGAAUCACUUGACAUGAUUUUCAUGCGCGAGCGCACGGAGGUCAUACCUCAUCUUCGCCUUGGCGAGGUGAAUGCUGGUUUCUACGUCGUCCACUGCAAUGCCCGGACCAGGUCCUUCUGGCAGACUGUUCUGAAGGAAGAGCAGGCUUGCCCAAAGAUGGAGGGCCAUCCGCCGUAUACCGCGUUGGACCCAGGAUCAGUUUCACUUGAAUCGUGGACUUGGCCACCGCCGGGGCGCUUUCCCUCAGGAGGGGGCCUUCGGGGUGCGCUGGGCGACGAUACCCGACUACCACUGCAUCUGGAGCACGCCUUCUGCGAGGGGCGAGGAGGUGAAGUUUGCCGCCUUCCACCACGCGGUGAACACCAGGGACAAGCCUCAACUGCUUCGUGCCGUGCGGCAGCAGGUCUGCGCCGUUCAGCUGGGGCAGCCCCCAGGUUUGCUGGGGAAGCUGCCGCUAUGCUCCGAGAAAGGUGGAGGCUCCAGCCUGGUUGCCCAGAUACAACAGCUUACUUCAGCUUUGAGAGGAGUCCGGGCCCAGUGUAA